Triticum aestivum (bread wheat) is the source of this 725-nucleotide messenger RNA. RefSeq lists its product as uncharacterized. Lineage: Eukaryota; Viridiplantae; Streptophyta; Magnoliopsida; Poales; Poaceae. The record is from RefSeq and is a predicted model, not a curated record. The transcript is spliced from 3 exons. Bases 228 to 725 code for a protein of 165 amino acids.
GGUUGGCAGCCUGCGCGAUCACAAUUCACGUACGGUUUCACUCCCCUCCCGAUAUUCUCUCACCCCAUCCGAUCAGGGGGAGCGCUGCAGCGACGGGAAGACCUACUCCAGCCGCCGCUGCCGUCCCCGGGCAGUGCCGGUGGCGUCCUGAGGGCAUCAGGACGUUGAGGAGGACUUCUACCUCGACUACAUCACCUCUGCAUCAAGCCUGCACCAAGCAGGCGAUCAUGUCCACUGCCGUGACACCUUCCGCUCCAUUCCGGUCCGACACGAUCGAACCACUUACGGGGAGUAACUUCCCUCGUUGGAAGUCCCAAGUCGAAUUAUGUUUGGGUUGUAAUGAAUUUGACUAUGCCUUGAGGGAAGAAAAACCUGUGGCACCUGUGGCAGGUGUCACAGGGUAUGCAGAACUCAAGAAGGAGUAUGAUGUUAAGAUGGAAAAGUGGAAUAAGUCCAACCAUAUUGCGCUUCUCAUCAUGAAAGCGACAAUAUCGCCGGACAUUUCUGAAGCACUCCCUAAGAAAGAUACUGCUAAAGAUUUCCUCACUGAAAUGGAGGAGCAAUUUAAAGGCUCCGACAAAGUGUAUGCUCAUGAGCUUUUUGCUAAGCUUCUUCAGAAAUACACUAUUGAUAGAAAUGUUAGGCAGCACAUAUUGAGGGUGGUAAAUGCUUUCACCAAGCUUAAGGCUUUGGAGUGUUCUUUAAGAAAAAUGGCCACUCUCUAA